This is a messenger RNA of Spodoptera exigua (beet armyworm), 2478 nucleotides long. The record is from the annotation of a GenBank genome assembly. Lineage: Eukaryota; Metazoa; Arthropoda; Insecta; Lepidoptera; Noctuidae.
UGUCAAAUUACAGUCAGUCAAAAUACGAGAUUACGAGGAAGUUCGAUCGAUGAACAAAAUUGACAACAAUAGUUUUGGUGACUUUUUCCUCAUAAACUUUAUUUUGAACUUUGAUGUGACUGGUGACAUUAUAUUAUCCAUUUAAGUAUUAAAAGUGCUUUCAAUUGAUUUAGGUAGCUACAAAAUUAAACGGAAAUAGUAUAAAAAUAUGGAAACCGAAAACAUGUAUCCUGAUCCUGAUCCUGAUACUAUCACUAUUGACACGCUAGUUCUAGAGGAAAUGGUAAAGCAGGAAAGGACUAAAGAGAUAACGGAAUUGCAUUCUUUGAGCAAAAAAACUUGUAAUCUUCAUGCUGAUUUGUUAUACUAUCGACACGCAACUUCUGCGAUGGGUUCUUCAUGUUACGAGCUAUGGAAAAGGAUACUAACCCAAGUGGGUGGGAGUCCCAAUGCAUGGCGAGAACUUGGCCUUCAUUUAGGAAUUGAACCUAAUAAACUAAAUUAUAUAAUGUACUCAGUCCAAGAGGACCAUGUUGACAUGGUGUUAAAAGUAUUCAGACAAAAUGAGAAUGCAACAAUUGACAAAAUCAUAGAUGCUUUCAUUAAGAUGAAGCGGUAUGAUAUUUUAAAAUCAAUGGAAGAACCACUUUGCAAAAUAGCUCAAUUUUUCAAUAAGGAUGAUAGUGGUUAUCAAAGCAAAAGCUCAGGUCAAAGGGAAGUUGUUAGACCAAAAAAUAUUCCCAAUAAUUUACCAGCAGCUCUCAGCAACAAGGUGGUCUCUCAAGAUAAGGAACCUAAGAAACCAAAGCAACCAGCUUUGAAGAUACCUUCAACACCAAAUGAGCCUAUAGUUAAUGAUACCCCAAUUUUUUUCCUUACUUACACUCAAGAUGGAUUUCCAACUGCAGUGAAUAUACAAGAAUAUGUUGAAAACUGGACUGAGAUACCAAAUGUUCAAGUCAUCACUUUGAACAACAAGAGGGAAGAAUUGUAUCAAAAUCCAGAGAAAUUUAUUAGGGAAUAUUUCGAAAAAGCGGAUAUCAUCAUACCCAUUAUUACUCCUGGUUACUUGGAAGAAAUCAAGUCCCACAAUCCAACUGUUCCUAACACUUCUGAUAAUUUAGACCAUAAAUAUGUUAAUUUUAUUUAUAACCUUAUUGUAAAUAACUACAUUCAUGCUUCAGGGUGCCUCAACAAAAAAGUGAGGAGUGUAUUGCCACAAAAUGCUAAUGUUGAUCUAUUUAGGCAAAUCACAAUGUAUCCCGACCUAAUGCCAUGGACAUAUGAGACUAAUUUCGAUGCACAGUUUCAAGCUUUCUUAAAAUUUCAACAACAAUAAAUAUUGAUAGUUGUGCCUUAACAUUUAUUUUUUAUAUUCACUAUUUGUACAUACAUGAAUAAAUAAAUUAUUGGGGUGCUAUAGUUAGUGGCGGGGUAAGACCUCAUUUAAAUGUGGGCAAGACAGAUUUAGCGAGGCCCUUUUCUGUAGCAACCUGAAAACGAAAGAUAAAAAAUUGCCCAUGCCUUACGCCGCCUCUGGCUAUAGUACAAUAUUUGAGUAGUAAUUAUUGUACCUGAUAAUGUUGUAUAAAUGAAAUCAAAUAAAUAUUUAUAUCCUUUAGAAAUUAAAGUUUAAUAAUGGUUUUCUCCUUACAAUACACAGUACAAACAAAAAGAAAAUCACAAAUUAUAGGAAACGAAAUUUUUAUUGAUAAGAUUGAACCUUUAAACUCAAAUAAAAUAAUGAAAUGUAAAUUGUAGCAAAAAAUCAAAAGAUAAAACAAGGAAAAACCACUGUUGCUGUUUGAUCUUGUAUUAGAAUUAAGUGUUCAAAUUUAAUGUAAUAAAUUAAUGAAGCAAUGCAUAUGCCACCUAAUGUAUUAGUCAUUGCAUAACAUUAAGACAGGUUAGUUGAAGUCUAGGUUUCACACAAAAAAUACUAGGAAAAUUACAAACAUUAUCCACACUAUGCUAGCAUUAACCAACAUUAUGAUUAAGUUCAUUGGACAUAUUAUGUUUUACAAUAAUUAUUAUUGGCUAAUGAUAUAAGAAAAACAUUUGGCAUGAAGUUCUCAUGAUAGAAACUAGGAUACAGGUCAGGAAUGAUGAACCUUUAACAAUAUUUGUAAAUAAAGGUUUUUGUGGUUAUUAAUGUUUCAAAUUAGUAGCAAUCAUAGGUCUGGUAGCUAUACAUCUUACAAGCUGCUUUGCUGAUGGAUACCAUAGCUUAAGUACAUCAGCAAAACCUGCAACUUCAGAGACAUUACAAGUGAAUUUGGCUUUAUGUUUUGUGAUCCAGUGCUGAUAUGAUCAAAAUAUUAAAUUACAUGAUAGGUUUGCUAUCCCUGACCUAUAUCAAUAGUACUCUAUUAUUAGUUGUCAGUCUUGGUAUCCACAUCAUCAGUAGUUUCAUCUGCAGUGCUGACAUCAUUGACAUCAAUGCCAGUGUCAUUGUUCGAGGUAUUGGCCAGUUCCUCC